UUUUUUUUCUUUUUGUCAAGUGGAAACUGUUGCUGGGGUCUCCUCUCCCCACAUUUGCCACCCAGCAUACAGAUCUUUAAAUAGACAGCUAUUUUGAUGCAAAAGCAUAACACAGGCCUGUGAAGGCUUGAGGCACACAAGCCACAUUUAAUUUGAGGGUCAAAUGGCCUGACAACACUUGGGACACCCUGUGGUGAGUGAAUCUGAGGCACAGAAGCCUGAGACUAAAACCACCUCUGGUAUUCAUUCUGCUCCGUUUGACUCAGCAGUUGCAGGGGGCUUGCUUGGGAAUACUUCUCUUUCAGCUUUCAGCCACGUGUAAGAAGUUUUUUCUUCUUCUGUUUUUAACUCUUUGUAUACUUUUAAUGGACUAGUUUGGACAAGAUAGCACUGCUGUCACAUCAGAAGUCUGGCAUCAACUGCGAACGGAAAAAGCUAUGUCAUAUACAUCUAAACUUCCUGCGUCCUGGAAUGAUAAACCCCCCUCUCGGAAGGUGGAAAUUGACCUGAGCUCACCUGGUCUUGCAGUGUUUGAGUUGGAGAGACUCUUGUUUACUGGCAAAGCCAUCAUCAGCCAUGCAGAUGAAGUUUGGCCAAGGCUUUAUGUUGGUGACCAACACAGUGCAGAGAACACAGCUGAUCUGUCCAGGCACUGUAUCACACACAUCCUGAACGCAGCUCACAGUAAACGCAGAGGACAGCCAGACAUCUAUGAGGGUAUGAGCAUCACCUACAUGGGCAUAGAGGCUCACGACUCCUGUACCUUUGACAUGAGCGUCAACUUUCAUGCAGCGGCAGAUUUUAUCCACAGCGCUCUCCGCAGAGGAGGCAAAGUACUGGUGCACUGUCACGUAGGCGUGAGCCGUUCUGCCACCCUGGUCCUUGCUUACCUGAUGCUAAAGCAGAACCUGACCCUCGUGGAGGCUAUCUGUGCUGUGAAAGAGAACCGUGGUGUAAUCCCUAAUCGAGGAUUCCUCAGACAGCUAAUCAAACUAGAUGGCCAGCUGUUUGGCACACAUCACUGAACCCUGUCUGAUAGUAUUACUGGUCCAACAGCUCAGGUAUUGUCCAGAGAUGAGAUAUACUGAUUUCAUUAUCGUUUUCACUGUUAGGACUACUAGGAUUGUUUUUGAAAAGGGAGUAAACACCACCUGAUCCUUUCUUAGAUCAUGUUUAAUUCCAAUGAACUUUGAGGUAAAAAAUAUUUAUACACUGUCAAUUUGUACAUGUUUAAAUGGAUUGGAGUUUUACAUUAAAAAUAUAAAUCUGA
This is a messenger RNA of Seriola aureovittata, 1270 nucleotides long. Its product is annotated as dual specificity protein phosphatase 26-like. The transcript is spliced from 3 exons. Bases 438 to 1025 code for a protein of 195 amino acids. Gene Ontology annotation, molecular function: protein tyrosine/serine/threonine phosphatase activity; MAP kinase phosphatase activity. Lineage: Eukaryota; Metazoa; Chordata; Actinopteri; Carangiformes; Carangidae. The record is from RefSeq and is a predicted model, not a curated record. Gene Ontology annotation, biological process: negative regulation of MAPK cascade; protein dephosphorylation. Gene Ontology annotation, cellular component: cytoplasm.